AUGGAGCUGGAAGAGACGGGCCUACGAAUCCAGCCUUCACAGCUUGGUGGUGCGGGCAUCUUUGCCACCAGAAGCUUCAAGCCCGGUGACCAGGUGUUUACAGAGAAGCAUGUGGCACGGCUUGGCGUGACCGCUGUGGAUCGCGAUAUCGAAGGCCUAAAGGCCAGAUUCGACGAGCUUGCAGGUGAUGAUGCGGGCAUUACGUUGACGAAUCUUCGGUCGACAUCGCUCUUUCGUGGUCCUUCUGGGAGCUUGGGAGAGGAGCGCCGCAAUGCGUAUGGCAGCUGGGCUUCAAGUACUUGGCCGGACGCGUCUCCGGGACAGCAGGAGGCAAUGGCCGAUGCGAUGACCAUCAUGUCGUACAACUCCUACGUUUCGUUGGACAGUGCUUGGCAGCUGGUCUAUCCCAUCAUUUCGAAGGCCAAUCAUUCCUGCCUCAGCAAUGUCACGACAGUCGCAUCGCAGGAUGGAUUUGGCGAGCUCGUAUGCCUCCUUCCCAUUCAUGUUGGUGAUGAGAUACUGACGAGCUAUUUGUGCGACUCGGAUCUUACACGCCCAAUAACGCAGAGAAAGAAGAUUUUAUUGGAUCGCUGGGACUUUGACUGCUGUUGCAGCCGUUGUGUUGCCUGGGAGGACGACACUCGACGUUUCACCUGCCAGAGCCUCCGGGAUCCACCACAGUGGAUGGAACCUCAGGAGGCUUCUGCAGACGAUGCCGGCGAAAUGGUUGAAGAGUCGACAGGCUCUUCGAUCUGUGCCGACAUCCUGGCUUCCUCGGAGGGGCUUCAAAGCGGCCGAUGGGCCAAAGCCUGGCUGCAGCGUGAGGAGGAGGGAGAGAAGCUGCUUGAGGCAGUGCCUGAAGCGCUUUUUGCAGCUUGGGCCAAGCUGGAAGAGUUUGCUAAUGCGCAUCCUUGCCAUGGACUGUCUGGUCGUUGGAAGCGACACCUGGCCAUGCACACCGAGCGUGAAGCUGCGGAAGCCGAGACAGCGGAGGAGGCAGAGGAGCUUUACGAGUUGGUCGACCAGUACUGGGCAGACUAUCGGAGGUGUCUGGAAGUCAUGCUGCCAGAACGCCACGAAGGUGGCCUCCUCGACGGCCGCCCUGCAGAUGCGAGGAGAAAGCAGAGGGAAAAAGUGGAGCGAGCUGAUGCGGGGGCUGCUCCACCGGUGGACACCAUGAUCGUCACCAUUCCCGAGGGUUCCCAGCCCGGCGACGAGCUCUCUUUCACGGCGCCCAGCGGUCAGGAAGUGAUCGUGGCGGUGCCCGAGGGUGCACUGCCGGGCGAGGAGUUGGAGAUUCCGCUACCUCCGCAAGCAAUGACAAAGGAAUCUGUUGCGAGCGGGGUGGGAGCUCGAGAGGCAGAGGCCGAUCGGCAGUGGGCACAGCUCACGAACAUCGGCGGCUACCCAGCACUCUCAGCAGAACCGCCAAUCGCGACCUCUUAUGAGCUCACGAAGCCGUCGGGGCUGCCAGCCUUGCCUUCGAGUGCUGCGGGUGCGCCGGAUCCUGAGCCCGACGAUGUAGCAGCCGCGCGGCAUGAAGUGGAGGCGGAGCUGCGAGCCCGCCAGACUACGAUGGAUGCAGUCGGAAGGGGAGCUGAAUCCGGUGUAUCGACCCCUGACACACAGCUGGCAAUCAAGAAGGACAGAGACUUUGUGCGCCGCAAUCUGCCAAUGAAUCUCCAGCAGCAGUACCUGCGGCGUGUUUCCACCCUUCCAGACAUCGUGAACCGAAGCAUCAAGGUUCCGGUUUCCCACAAGCAGCUCUACACCGAGGACCCGAGGGUGCGGGCUGCGACGAUUCGGAUGGCGCACGGCAUGGAGCCACCGCACUUCCGGAUGGCGCUGGAAGAGUCUGCACGGACCGGGUCCAAGUGGUCGCAGAUGUUCCGUCCAGGUUUCAAUGACCUAGUCAAUGAGACAUUCAAGGUCGGUGCGAAUGCCUGCAUCUUCUCCAAGACUUUCCUUUCGAACAAGCAGGACACUUGA
This is a messenger RNA of Symbiodinium necroappetens, 1989 nucleotides long. The record is from the annotation of a GenBank genome assembly. NCBI's taxonomy places the organism in Eukaryota, Dinophyceae, Suessiales, Symbiodiniaceae.